Cuscuta campestris is the source of this 1134-nucleotide messenger RNA. The record is from the annotation of a GenBank genome assembly. Lineage: Eukaryota; Viridiplantae; Streptophyta; Magnoliopsida; Solanales; Convolvulaceae.
CAUAGUUUUCUUUCCCUUUUCUUAAUGUUUUGUCAUCAAACCCUAAAUUCCUUAAUAAUUUCAAUUGGGAAUAAUAUAAUUUUCUACCUCAUACAAGCAGAUGACUGCCGAUGAUGCAUUGAAGCCGGAAAAGAACACAGGCCAAGAAGAUAAAGACUCGACUGCCCAAUCUGAUGGGGAAUCUGAGGAGCAAGACUUUAUCAUAGAUCUAGAAAAACAAGUCCAGCCUUUCUGGGAAUCUCCUAAUCUCCGGGACACAGCUAGAGAGUGGUUAUGUGUACGAUUAUGGGUGCAGAAAGGGCCUGAUGAACAAGUUGCUUUGCUGGAAGAUGUGCUUCAAUGUGAUAAGUCUGAGGUCCAAUCCAUGCACGAAUACAGUAGUCCAUUUGAAUUUUAUGCUCUAGUGAAUGAAAAAGAAACAGCUAAAUUGUUUGCUUCAGGUAUUGUCUGUUCUCUAAGAUCUGGUUAUCCACAACGAGUUAGGGAAGAGCGAAAGAAAAUCAGAAGAAAUGAAAUUAAAAGGAAAGUCGAUGCUAGACAAAAAACAAAGAAACAAAAAGUCAGCCCGGAGGCUAAUUGCAGAGAGGCUUCUAAACCUGCUUAUAGCAAAUAUGAGCCCUACCCUCUUCUCGACGACGUGUAUAGAAGUUGGUAUCGGGUAGAAAUAAAAACAAAGAAACAGCGAGAUGAACAGAUAGCUUUUCUGCUGGAUGAGCUCAACCUUAAAUGUGACAAGUCUGAAGUGCGCUCCUUCCAUGAGUUCAUUGGUCUGUCAACAUUUAAUGCUUAUUUGACUGCAGAAGAAGCACAGAAGUUAUCUAAGCUGAAGAUGGUUCGCCUUGUCGAGCUAGGAUAUCCUAAGCGACCUUAUAGGAAAAUCAAUGCACAGCAGAAUUUUAAAGAACAAACACAGAGCUUAGGUAGCAGGCUCUCAGAGGCAAGAAAGAACAAAGAAAAAUGGAGAUAUGAUGAAGAUGGCUAAUUUUCCUGCUGGUGGACUGGAGUUACCUUUUGCUACCUGCGAGGCACGUGAUCGAUAUCGGGAUUGGGGUAGCAAGAAGGUGUUGACACCGCCUAUGAUUUUGGACCAUGCAGCAUUGGAGAGCAUGGGGUACUGGGAUGAGGUUGACGACU